CAGGAAAAUACAGCGUGUUUUAUAUGUUCGUUCAUGGGUAUUCUUUCAUUUUUCCUACUGUAUAUUAAUUUGCAGUAGUUAUAUUAUUAUAUUGCAAUCAAUAUUUGACUCGAAAACUCAUCGGGAGGCAGACUCAAUAGUGAGCAGUUUAAGAGUUUCAUGGUUUGUAUUACGCGCCAACUUAAGAAAAACUUUAGGUGCAUCAGUAUACCAUCCAAAAUUGAUCUGGGCUUUGAAUUGGAAUUUCCUUGUGACAGGGUAGAGCAGAAGGAAAGAGAUUUUGAUCAAAAAGUAUUAAUCAAAUUAACAAUUUUACGAAGAUGGAGGAUAGAGAGUCACAACACGAAGCAUCUUCUGAAGUGUUUGAAGCAAAUCAGCAAGAAGAGGACAUCGACGCAUCAUUGUUUUGUCCAGAUGUGAUUCUAGAUGAAAGAACUGAUAGCAUCUCCAUAGAUAAGAAUGAACACGUAGAAAACUACAUGGACGCUGAUCCCUUAGAUUAUAAUAUAAUUGGUAUCAAAGCACACUUCCAACUGACUGAUGAAGAAGAAUCUCUAAGACUAAAGAGAUAUAAUAGAGCACCAUACAGUAUCCCUAUCCAAGCUACCAAACUCCACUGCACUUCCUGCAACUGCCAUCUUGGAAGUGCUUUAAAUAAUAUCAAAAAUGUUUACGUCCAUCCGCUUUUAAGCGUCUUAAUUUGCAAAGAAUGCUUCGACUUUUAUACAGUGGGCGACUUUGAGCUGGAUGAAGAUGGCCAAGAAAAAUUCUGCAGGUGGUGCGGUCAAGGUGGAAAACUUUUUUGCUGUAACGAAUGCCCUAGAGGUUUUUGUACGACUUGCGUCCAAUUUAAUUUUUCGUCUACGCGGUACUACCAAAUACGAAACGCUCACUAUUGGAAAUGUUUUAUAUGCAAUCCAUCAUCGAUAAUGCAUCUUAAAGUGAAAUGUUUUCAGUUCGCAAAAUAUGUAUGCAAGGAAUUGACGCGAAUUGAAAACAUACCGAAGAACGACGUUUAUAUGGACAUAGACUAUAGUCCAUGCUGUGCUAGUAGAAGUCCAAAGCGAAAACUCGAAAAAGAUCCAGAUUUUAUACCUGACAAUUACGAUGAGGUCAAAUCAGCGAAGCAAGUUAAGUCUAUCAAAAAACGAGAUGAAUGGGAAACGGGCCAAAUUCCAAAUAAUGAAUAUACACAGAACCUUCGAAAUCUAGGAGAAUCAGUACUAUCGACAUCCUGGUGUCAAGAUAAAGAAGAUCGAAGAAAGGCUCCAUUCUUAGAUAGAAAAGCAGGAAGUGUAUUACCUAUAGCCAAAACAGUCCCUUCCAUUACUUCAUCUACUGUAAAGCUCAACAAGGCACCAACCAUUUUAUUACAAUCAAAAACUGGAAAUGUUAACAUGUUUUUAAAUAUACCCAAGAACAUUGUUUUGCCGUAUACUUCAGGCAAUUUAUAUGCAGUUCCAAAAACAGUUGCUUUAAAACCGACCUUUACUAGUACUAAACCAAUUUUUAUCCAAUCUAAAAUGUCAUCGACACCCUCUACCACCACAAGCAUGCUUCUAGCUUCUACUAAAACUUCCAGUUACCUAACUACAGUUCCAAAAACUGUUUUCACAGUUCCAAAAACUGUUUUCACAGUUCCAAAAACUGUUUUCACAGCUCCGAAAACUGUUUUAAAAAAUAAUUUUGUCGUCACUAAACCUACUAUUCCUGUUACUAAAUCUACUAUUACCAGUAUUACUGUUCCAUCCAAAAACCAAAGUGCACCCUUACAUUUUGCUAAAUUACCCCUAUUUACUCCUAUAAGCGAUUAUCCAUGGAUUCCACUUUCCAAUGAUGCUAUUAAUGAAAAUGGUUCCGUUUUGAAAUACACCAAUCAACAACAGAAUAUUACAGUACCCGAUAAGAUGAGGGACUUCAGAUUUUCUGAAAUGGCAAACAGUAAUAAACAAUCAUUGAUGAUAACUGCAUUGGCUAAUUCGACAUACGGUUCAUCCCUAUUGACUAUAAUGCUAAACCAAACAAGGGUAGAGAAAGAUGAGAAAAAGACGUAUAGAGCAUUAAGUACCUGUCUGCAGACAUUAAUAAACUCUUUGACACUCAUCGAAGGAAGGAUGAAAAUAAAACAGUAAACACGUUUAUGGUUGAUAACGUGAAGAAUGGAUCCAAAUAUGUAUCUUUGUUGACUUGUUUUCUUGCAGGCUUGUGCGUUAAUUUAAUUGUUAAUUUUGAAUAAAUUUAAUUUAAUAACCA
Diabrotica virgifera virgifera (western corn rootworm) is the source of this 2253-nucleotide messenger RNA. RefSeq lists its product as uncharacterized. The record is from RefSeq and is a predicted model, not a curated record. Bases 321 to 2132 code for a protein of 603 amino acids. The transcript has 12 exons. Lineage: Eukaryota; Metazoa; Arthropoda; Insecta; Coleoptera; Chrysomelidae.